Molecule: messenger RNA, 1989 nt
Organism: Scomber scombrus (Atlantic mackerel)
Lineage: Eukaryota; Metazoa; Chordata; Actinopteri; Scombriformes; Scombridae
Gene: slc22a3
Product: solute carrier family 22 member 3
Exons: 11
Coding region: 1-1641 (546 amino acids)
Biological process (GO): transmembrane transport
Cellular component (GO): membrane
Molecular function (GO): transmembrane transporter activity
Source: RefSeq, a predicted model, not a curated record
AUGGCAAAUGUAAACAAACUAAUCGAGCACAUCGGAGAUUUUGGGCCUUUCCAGAAAAAAAUUGUCAUACUUGGGUCCUUUCCGGUGAUAAUUUUCGCUUUUGUACUCGUUGGGGUUGUUUUCUUAGGAAACACUCCAGAUCACUGGUGUCAGAGUCCUGGCUCUGAGCGCCUCCAGGAGGAAUGUGGCUGGACGGAGGUUGAAGUCAGGGAAGUUACUGUUCCCCGCUCGGGGCAGUCAGGAUCCUUCAGCCGCUGUGAGCAAUUUGACGUGGACUGGAGCAAAAGCCAAAACAAAUGUAAUGAACUUGAUUGGCUGUCGACUUCUAAUGUCACUCUGUUUGUGCCUUGUGACGGCAGAUGGUCGUUUGAUAAAAGCCACAGCACUAUUGUUUCUGAGUUCUCAUUGGUUUGUGGGAAUUCCUGGCUCGCUGAUCUGAAUCAGGUUUUCCUGGCAUUUGGAUUUUUUGUUGGAGCUUUCAUCACUGGCUACCUGGCUGACAGGUUUGGUAGAAAGCCAUGUUUCAUUGUAUCAAUGCUCGGCAUUGGUAUCUCAGGUGUCGGUGUCAUGCUGUCGCCAUGGUACCCGCUUCUACUCACAUUUCGAUUUGUACAAGGGUUUUGCGGAAAGGGGGCAUGGACAGCCUCCUAUGUACUUGUGAUUGAGUUCUUUGGGUCAAACGACAGGAGGUUUUUGUCCAUGGUGUCUCGGACUUUCUACUCCUUUGGCAUGGUCAUCCUGCCUGGCCUGGCAUACUACCUGUCCUCCUGGAAGACUCUGCAACUGGUCAUGAGUCUGCCCUGCUUUCUUUUUAUCUCAUACUACUGGAUUGUUCCUGAAUCUCCACGCUGGUUAUUCUCACGAAAAAGAAAUACAGAGGCCAUGAGCGUUGCUGCAAGCAUCGCAAAAUCCAAUGGGAGAUCUUUACCACAGAAUUUUUCAGAAAUAGUUCUUCUCGAGGAAAAGACAGAAGAAAAUCCCGUAUCAGUCAUGGAUUUGUUCAGAACACCAAAUAUGAGAAAAAACACUCUAAUUUUAUCCUACGCCUGGUUUACGAGCACCAUUGUGUUUCAAGGUCUGGUCCUGCGGUUGGGGAUCACAGGCGAUAACCUCUUUUUAAAUUUCUUCAUCUCAGCCAUGGUGGAGCUGCCUACUGGCCUCAUCUUCUACUUCCUGGUCGACAGAGUUGGUCGACGCUCCCUCAUGGCCAUGACCAAUUUCACUGGAGGCAUCGCCUGCCUUAUAGUCCCUUUUGUCCCCAUGGAUUUGGCCUGGCUGAAAAAAACGAUUGCAAUCAUCGGGAGGUUGGCUGUUGCCAUUGGAUUUGAGACUGUGAACUUUGCAAACACGGAGAUGUAUCCGACACCACUGAGAAAUUUGGGUUUGUCCGUGUGUUCGUCAGCCAGUGACAUUGGAGCAAUUGCAGCGCCCUUCCUACUCUACAGACUGGCCAGUAUCUGGCAGGAGCUCCCUCUUUUACUCUAUGGUGUGAUGUCGGUGCUGUACAGCGGAUUGGUGAUGAUGUUACCUGAGAUGAGAGGAGUCCCCCUACCGGAGACAGUAGAGGACGUGGAGAAUCUAACGGGAAAAAACAUGAAAGACAAGUCAAAGGAGUCAAAGGGAAACGGUUUGAUUAUAUGACGGGAGACUGAGGCCUUGAAGAGCCGGAAGACUUCUGGAUUAUCCUCCACAUGUGUGCUGUGUUUAUGAUACACAAACUGUCCUUCUGUGCUGUGCUCAUAAGAUUUACAGUCCUUUGUUGUUAUGGCAGAGUUGUGUUACAUUAGAUACAGAAGAGCUGUUAACUAGAGUAUUGCACUGUGAUGGGGAUGUUAACACAGGAGGUGUUGGGAAAUAAAUGGUUCAAGAUUUUAUGUCUUCGCAACCUAUCACCUCAACAGUGCUACUUUUCAGCAAUUACACGAUGAUGAUAUUAUAUUUAGAUUGAGGAUGUUACAUCAGUGCAAGCGUUGUGUUCAUUAUGGGUGA